Tigriopus californicus is the source of this 1633-nucleotide messenger RNA. RefSeq lists its product as uncharacterized. The transcript has 5 exons. Gene Ontology annotation, cellular component: membrane. Bases 347 to 1270 code for a protein of 307 amino acids. NCBI's taxonomy places the organism in Eukaryota, Metazoa, Arthropoda, Copepoda, Harpacticoida, Harpacticidae. Gene Ontology annotation, molecular function: growth factor activity. The record is from RefSeq and is a predicted model, not a curated record.
UCUAUAAAAGGGAAAGCGAACGAGCGAGCUCUCUUCGAAGUUCUGCCAUCCUGUCCAAUUCUGCUGAUAUGAAUACGUUUACUGACACGUGAAUGGUAUCGACAAAACCAUGGGACCAAAGAAGCAUAGUUGGUUUUUCCCGUGACUCAAUCAGUCUGUAGUAGGCUGGCUGCUGGCAAAUCCUUGGUCGUCGAUCGUUUCUCCCAGUCAAAAAUGACACUGACACCUGACCUUCAGCAUAACCCGUAUAAACAAGGCGCGGCCUUGGUAAAGUUUAUGAACUAUCUCUCAAGGGGCUUAAUCGCAUUUAGUUUUCCCACGGUGCUCAUCAAGCUGGAAGAGCGAUAUGAGAUCCAUUCAAACAUAUCUCACUUGUGCGGCCGUUUUGAGUUCAAAGUUAGUUGUUCAGACAGAGGCUCUAGAGGAGCAAUUUCCGUGUUCCUUGAAUCAUUCUCAGGAGGCAGUGGCCUUUGCCGAAUACGCUCAUUGCCAACCCCAUUCUGUCCUUGUGCCAAUUCCGUUCCCGACCAAUGACCUAUCCAUCCAACGACUUCAUCCCAGUCACGUGUUCAUGAAACGAUGUCUUGGGAGCUGUGCAGGUCUCCGAGGAGCCUUGUGUCAACCAGGCACCAAAGAAGUGGUCAAAGUACCAGUGAUAUUGGAGAAAUGUGAGACCAACUCCGAGGAGUUGUGCCAACGAUCUUGUGCCAAUAUCGAGAUGGAGAGCCACACGUCGUGCGUUUGCGGAUGUCCUUUGCAAACAAAGGCAGACUGUCCACCCAAAAAGUUGAUUCAGGAUGAGGAUUGCUCGUGCCAAUGUGAAGACCAAGAAGGCAAGGAGGCGUGUCUCAAUCACUCGAAUAGGACUUGGGAUGACGACCUGUGUCAAUGCCGAUGCCAUACAGAUUUGCUCAGGAUCUGUCCCCAAGGUCAUGUGUUUGACUUUUUUGAUACCUGCAGUUGUGUUCUCUGGAACGAGGAUAUUUUGUUACAAGACAUGUUGACGCUCGGCACUGAGGCUGACGAGAACGAGUUGAAGGCAGCGAUUGCCUUUUCCUGGGAGCUGGUCGUCAUCAUGGUUUUGUGUUGCAUUCUCUUUGUUCUGGCCACAAUCACGGUGCUCCUCUUGAAAAGGAUCGCUUUGAUGUCUCAUAAGAGUUACUGUAAAGCCCAAUGGCCGCCUCAUCCUGACGAGGGUAUCGCAUCGGGCAAUCAAAGCCGAAGGUUGUCGCCCAUUUAUGUGGGACUCCAACAUCAAUCGCCCUAUUGAAGGAAUCCAUCCAGAGAGAACGAUGCCGUUUAAUUUAAUGUAUUUCAACAACUGUUUUAUUCUCUUUCAACGGGCUCAAAGAGGGGUUUGAUCAACUGGGAUAAAUUGUACCAAUGUUUCUACUAGAAUCAGCUCUACCGAAUGAAAUGGACAUAGAAGUAAGGCAUCUGAAGUGAAAAUAUACUUGAAGAGUUCCAUUGAACACACGAGAUGUACGUUUUGGGGAAUGCGAUUGAGUUCCUUGGGAAGCGUAAGGUCGUGGUUAUUGUUUGCAAUUUUAUGACAUGACGCCGUUUUCGAUGCCAAUCUUUGAUAUUCUUGCCAAGGUCUGCAGACCUGGACUUGAGAGGAAAGUUCACUGUU